This is a messenger RNA of Betta splendens (Siamese fighting fish), 9655 nucleotides long. It is a transcript of the gene eys, whose product is annotated as eyes shut homolog. NCBI's taxonomy places the organism in Eukaryota, Metazoa, Chordata, Actinopteri, Anabantiformes, Osphronemidae. The record is from RefSeq and is a predicted model, not a curated record. The transcript is spliced from 53 exons. Bases 582 to 9470 code for a protein of 2962 amino acids. Gene Ontology annotation, molecular function: calcium ion binding. Gene Ontology annotation, biological process: heterophilic cell-cell adhesion; establishment or maintenance of epithelial cell apical/basal polarity. Gene Ontology annotation, cellular component: protein-containing complex; plasma membrane.
ACGUAAAUUUUACGUUUCCUGUUUUUAUUAUAAAACACCUGUUUCACUCUAUCGUCUAUAAUAAAUGAAGCCUUAUUUUGAAAAGUUUCGUUUUAAUGAUACGUCCUGCUAAUGUUGGCGAUGGCCACAACGCCGCUAACAAGCAAACGCAAGCUGUCGCUGCCUCCUCCACAUCACCGCUGUCGUCGAAAGCUCACGGACAAACCUACCUCUUAGGUUCCGUGUCACCGAGAAAAGUUCAUUUCAUUACUGUACGUGGGAUGAACGUCAUGACAACAUGUGUGGAGGCCCAGGAUUUGUACCAGCACUGCAGCUAUUGCUCCCCGAUGAUGUGGAUUUCCUGUUGAUAACAGCUGAAAGAUUCUUCAUCAGCACCAACUAAGCAUAAAGGGAAGAUUGCUAUAACUGGUGGGGCACCAAGCAAGGGUAAUACUACAGUAAGUGGAGAAAUGGAAACCUGCCCAUCGCACGUCUUGAACGCAGCCUUAGAACAACUACCCUACCUCACUGAUGCAAGGUGACACCAGCUGGGUUUGAAGGUCCGAACAGGUCCAGCUUCAGAAGGAGGAAGGAGUGGAACCAUGACGGCCUCCUUGUUUCACUGGACUCUUGCCUUUGUGACCCUUCACCCCAUCCGCUGCCAAACCACAUGCGACAGACCGGCUUCUGCCGAGUGGCACCUCGUGCCGCGCGCGGUCCACGUGAACUGGACUCUCACGGGGAACAUCUGCCGAAGCCCCUCCGAGUGCUGGGGGUCCGAGGGCGCGGGCGAGGCGCGCGGGCCCCCCCAGAUGUGCCCGCUGCAGCUGCAGCUCGGGGACAGGCUGCUGAUGUCCGCGGACCUCACGCUCCGGCCCCACGGCGUCAGGCUCCUCAACGUGUCCCACGGCGCCUUCCAGCGCUGCUCCGCCGGCGGACGCGGCGACCGCGACCUCCUCUUCCCCCGCAGCCUGGGAGACGGGGAGGCGGUGGAGGCCCGGCGGCUCUCGCCGGGUCGCCAUUACUUCAUCGCGCUGCACGACGGGGACACGCGGCUGUGCGCGCUGGGCCUGCGCCUCAGCGUGUGGGUCAAAGCGCAGCGCUGCCGGGCCUCGCCCCUGCUCCGACUUUGUUCGGGGGAGGGUAUUUGUCGAGCGGGCCUCUGGGAGCCCGCGUACGGCUGCCGGUGCCACCGCGGCCGCUCCGGGAGGUUCUGUGAAAAGUUUGACGCCUGUUUGGAUAACCCCUGUGACAACAAAGGCGUCUGUUUGAGCAAUGGAUCCGCGGAUCCAAGCCACAGAACCUACAAAUGCCUGUGUCCUCCUCAUUUUACAGGGGUAAACUGCUCUGAAAUCAUCGGGAGGGAGAACUGUGAGCGCCUCUGUGAGGACGGCAGAUGCGUUCAAGUGUCGCCCGCCUCCUUCAGCUGCGUGUGUGACGGCGGCGUCGCGGGGCCGCCUUGUGAGAAGAGCAACGCCUCCUGUGAUCCAAAUCCAUGCAGAAAUGGCGGCGUCUGUGAAGAACGCCCCGAAGGAUCGCUUUGUCGUUGUCCAGAACCAUUCGUGGGCCCGCGCUGCGACUCCCGGGUCGGCGCCGCCUGCGCGUCGCACGCAUGUCAGGAGCAGGAACACAACUGCACCGCGGGGCAGCAUGCCUCGGAAUGCGUGUGUGCAGAUGGUAAUGUGGUCCCAGCAUGCGGGGGACAGCGGAACCCGUGCAGCUCAUCACCAUGCCUCAACAAUGCCACCUGUGUGUCCAAGGGAAAUGAUUAUGUCUGCAGAUGUCUGCGAGGGUUUUCCGGGAAGAAUUGUGAGGGAAUAAUUGACUACUGCAGGCUGCUCAAUAUCAGCUGCCUAAACGAGGGGCUGUGCUUCAGUGUGGUUGGCAGAUAUCAGUGUGUUUGUGCCCCAGGGUGGACGGGAGAGUUUUGUCAGUACGUAGACGACGCCUGUGUGAUGAAACCAAACAGCUGUUUGAACGGAGCCACGUGUGUUACAACAAGCCAGCCGUCAUCUCCCCCACAGUUCACCUGCAAGUGCCCCAGUGGCUUCACAGGAACAAAGUGUGAGACUGAGAUCAACGAGUGUGACUCCAGCCCCUGUCAGCACAAUGGCACAUGCUCGGACCUGCUGGGCCGCUAUGAAUGCCAGUGUCCUAGAGGUUUCAUGGGAGAGAACUGUGAAGUGGACGUGGACGCAUGCGCCCUGCCGAGCAGCACGUGCCCACCGGGGACCCGGUGCCUGGAUCUCCCAGAUGGUCUUGAAUAUGUCUGCCGUGUCCCGUGCCCUCAGAGCCUCCAACCGUGCGCCAACGGAGGACGCUGCGUGCUGAGCGGCGCCACCGGCUACACGUGCGUCUGCGCACGUGGAUGGACCGGUCAGCACUGUCGCGUAAAUGUCAACGACUGCGUUCGCCACUGGUGUCAAAAUGGAGCCACUUGUGUGGAUGAGAUUGAUGGCUACAGCUGCCUCUGUCCCAGCGGAUACGCGGGCGUCCACUGCGAGGAGGACAUGGAUCACUGCCUGGACCACCGCUGCUCCGAACGCGGGCUCUGCCUGGACCAGCGGCACAACUUCACGUGCCGCUGCGCGCCCGGGUUCGAGGGGCCGCUCUGCGAACUGGAAACCAACGAGUGCAACAGCUCCCCCUGCGCGGGCGGCGCCACCUGUGUGGACCUGAUCAGUGAUUAUCGGUGCCACUGUCCCCUGGGGUUCGAGGGAAGAACCUGUUCUGAGAAUGCAAAUGAUUGCUGGUCGCAGCCUUGUCUGAACGGAGGCUCGUGUAUGGAUCUGAUAAAUGACUACAUUUGUCAUUGUCCUCGUGGUUUCAAGGGGAAAGAUUGCUCCGUGGACAUUGACCUUUGCUCGUUCGGAAUGUGCAGCGAACACACAUUAAUAUGCGCCGAGACCGAGGAUGGACAGGACGUGUCUUGCGCGUGCCACAGAGGGUUCGGAGGGUCAUUUUGCGAGGUAAAUCUCGACGAGUGCGACUCCAGGCCGUGCCAGAACGGCGGCACUUGUGUGGACGGCGCUGACCUGUAUCGCUGCUUAUGCUCAGAGGGGUUUGGGGGGCUGAACUGUGAAAUCAGCUAUGAUGAAUGUGCCCAUGGAUACUGUGCCAAUAAUUCCACAUGUAUUGACCUGGUUGCAGACUAUGAGUGCAUCUGUCCUUCGGGCUUUGCUGGUAAGAACUGCUCCACGUCCGUAUCUGCGUGCGCAUCACGUGACGAUUUCUGCAGAAACGGAGGGACCUGCGACCACAGCUCAGCUGGAGCCGCGCACUGCGUUUGCCCUCCAGGUCUAACAGGCCGCUUCUGCGAGAUAAACAUUGACGAUUGUGACAAACAGCCGUGCGGAGUCCUGAGCAUUUGUAAAGACUCUCUAAAUGGCUACAAUUGCUUCUGUGCCCCUGGAUUUAUUGGAAAUAACUGUGAGAUUGAAGUGAAUGAAUGCCUCAGCCGGCCUUGUCAAAAUGGAGGCUCCUGCGCUGAUGAGCUCGACUCGUUCAGCUGCCGCUGUCCCCCCGGAAUCGCAGGUGACUACUGUGAGAUCAACAUAGACGAGUGCGCGUCCUCGCCCUGUCUGCACAACGCCUCCUGUGUGGACCUCGUUCAUGGCUAUGAGUGUGUGUGUCUGCCUGGCUUCACAGGUACCAAGUGUGAAGUUGACAUUGAUGAGUGUGCUUCAUCUCCCUGCAAGAAUGGAGCCACUUGCACUGACCAGCCUGGUAAUUACUUCUGCCAAUGUGUGGCUCCAUUUAAAGGUCACAAUUGUGAGUUCUUACCCUGUGAGGCCAGUAAUCCCUGCGAGAACGGUGCAGUGUGUGCGGAGGAGUUGGAUCAGGACCAUUUCCCUUUGGGUUUCCGCUGUCACUGUCGCCGGGGCUUCACUGGCCCCCGCUGUGAAAUCAAUGUGGAUGAGUGCAGCUCCAGCCCCUGUUUUCACGGUUUCUGUUAUGAUGUGGUGGACGGCUUCUACUGCCUUUGCAGUCCUGGCUACGCCGGGCUGAGAUGUGAGCAAGACAUCGACGACUGCGCCAACAGUUUAUGCUCCACCAACUCGGUCUGCAAGGACCUCCAUCUGGGCUACGAGUGCGUGUGUCACUCCGGCUGGGAGGGCGAGCGCUGCCAGCGAGAAACCGACGAGUGCUUGUCGCAGCCCUGCAAGAACAACGGCACCUGCGCGGACCUCCUCGGCGGCUACGAGUGCUGGUGCUCGCCGGGCUGGACGGGCGCGGACUGCGCCGAGGACGUGAACGAGUGCGACGCCGGGCCCUGUCUGAACGGCGCCGAGUGUCGGGAGUCGGACGUGCCGGGCGGCUUCUCCUGCACCUGCCCCCCGUUUUUCACCGGGCCCUUGUGCGGCGAGUCCUACGACCCCUGCGACCCCCUGCACAGCCCCUGCCUGCACAACUCCACCUGCCUGACACGCUCCGACGGCGCAGCCUCCUGCAGAUGCCCCGCUGGAUUUGAAGGAAGUUGGUGUGAAAUUGACACCAAUGAGUGUAGCUCCAGUCCGUGCCAAAACCAGGCUGACUGUGUGGACCGGGUCAACGGAUACAGCUGCAAUUGUAGGAUGGGAUUCGCCGGCGUUCACUGCGAGGUGGACGUCAAUGAGUGCGCCUCCGGACCGUGCCGCAACGCCGCCGUCUGUCGGGACCUUGUGAACCAGUUCCGCUGCGUUUGCCCAGCUGGUUAUUUCGGAACGCUGUGUGACCUGGAUGUGAACGAGUGUGAAGUUUCACCUUGCCUACACGAGGGCGUCUGCGUCAACACACCCGGCGGCUUCCAGUGCGCCUGUCGCCCCGGAUACUCAGGGCCCCGGUGCGAAGUUAAUAUCGAUGAAUGCGUUUCAGAGCCCUGUCAAAAUAGCGGCAGAUGUAUUGAUGCGCCUAAUCGAUACCGCUGCGUGUGUCCUGACGGCUUCAUCGGGCUCCACUGCGAGACCGACCUGGACGAAUGCUUGUCGGCACCUUGCCUUCACGGGAGCUGUAGCGACGGCGUACAUUCGUACUCCUGCGCCUGUGAACCAGGAUGGUCCGGCAGCACAUGUGAAGCCAACAUUGACGACUGUGCCUCCGCUCCCUGUUUGAACGGAGGCUCGUGUGUGGACCUCGUUGAUAAGUUCGCGUGCUUCUGUGCGGACGGCUACGCGGGGAAAACGUGCGAGUCCGACGUGGACGUCUGCAAAGAGGCCGCUUUGAAUGUGUCUCUGUGUUUCAACGGCGCCACCUGCCUUGACGGGGUCGGAUCCAACUUCACGUGCAGCUGUCCGCCAGGUUUCACCGGGGACUUCUGUGAAGUGGAUGUUAACGAAUGUUGCUCGGCUCCCUGCCACAACGGUGCCAUUUGCGAAGAUCUUAUUAAUAGCUAUGUCUGCCACUGCAGGUCAGGUUGGACAGGCCUUCACUGUGAGGAUGACAUUAAUGAGUGCCUUCCCCAGCCCUGCAACCAGGGGAUAUGCAUUCAGAACGAUCCGGGCUAUGGCUACACCUGUUUCUGUCGUCCUGGAUUUGUGGGGAGGAACUGUGAGCACAACUAUGAUGAUUGCCUGUUGAAUCCAUGUCCAGGAGCGUUUUGCUGUGUAGAUGGCAUCAACAAGGUCAGCUGCCUGCCCGCUGUUACGGAUGCUGUUCCCUUGGUGACCGCAGUCAAGAACAUCACUCGUGACUCCACGCCCAGAGUGCCUACGCCAACAGCUGAGCCGUUCACAGAUUCGGGCUACAUCCAGUACCUUGGGUCUUCAUAUCUGGAGUUUGAGGGUAUUGACCUCAAAGCACUCAACAACAUUACUGUGAGAUUUCAGACACAAGCGGCCCAGGGAACCUUACUUUAUGUUGACCAAGGACCUGCUAAUGGGCAAUUCUUUUUCCUGAAGCUUUUCGUUCUGGAUGGAAUUUUGCAGUAUGUGUUUUCCUGUAAUCAAGACGAAGACGUCAGCCGGAUCAGCACAUCCAGUCGUGUUGAUGACGGCGUGGUGCACAUCAUCAAUAUCAGGCAGCACCUGACCCCUUGUGAAGCCGAGCUCACACUAUCUGGCCGCCAGACAGUCAGGAGUCCAGCAGGCAACUACUGGUUGGGACGCGCGGUGCAGCGGACCAACCGCGUGGCCACGGGCGGCCUGCCGCCGCGGCGUCCUCUCGACCAGAGAGCGAAACCUUUCCACAACUUCACUGGCUGCAUUGAAAUCAUUGAGGUGAAUGGAGUGAGGAGCUUUUACACACGCGAUGCUGUCAUGGGCUUCAACACACACCAGUGCAGGUUCGCUUUACAUGCCACAGACACCUCCGCGAGUUCCCCCGCGCUGACACCUCAAUCAACCUCCUCUGACACAACAACGGCGGCGGCUCCCACACAAACACCAGAACAUCCCCCGCGCGUUCCUCGGCUUUGCCCCGGUGAUUUCUGUCGCAACGGAGGAACGUGUCAUCCGCCGCGGCUGCCUGCCGGCGCCCUGCCUUCCUGUCACUGCCCGCUCCACUUCACCGGAACUUUUUGUGAGAAAGAUGCCACGGUGUUUAUUCCCUCGUUUGAUGGCACAUCUUCUUUGGAGCUGCAGCCUCUUCUUCAGCCCUCUCCUGUCAAGGACGCCACUGUUGUUCUGUCUUUGACGGUGAAAACAAGAUCCACCCAAGGCACCAUCCUAUACACUCAGGAGGAGAACUCCGGGACUCGGUUCCUUCACCUGUUCCUUCAAGACGGGAGCCCCGUGGCUGAGCUGGGCUGCGGCGGCGGCCGCGUCCUGAAUGCAGCUGCAGACCAGGACAUCAGCAAUAACAGAUGGACGAACGUCACCCUGCGAUAUAAUCUGCCUGUUGGCAAACAAGGAGGGUCAUGUGUGAUUGAAAUAUCCGCAGAUAAUGGCUCCGCUCAGCGUCUCGAGGAGUUCGUGUCUCACCCGGUGUCAGAGGGAGCCCUCGGGCCCAUAUUUCUCGGGGAUAUUUCAUCCCGCUGGGAGAUGCAUGACGGCGGCGCGAGGGGAGCGCGGAGAUUCAUUGGCUGCAUCGGGGAACUUCAGGUCAACUCAAAGGAGAUUUACCUGGCGGGCGAGGCCGUGAGGGGGAGAAACAUCAAGAACUGCGACCCACCCGUCUGCCAGCACCUUCCCUGCCGUAACGGAGGAACCUGUGUCAGCGACGGCGAGGACUGGUUCUGCCAGUGCCCGCCGCUCCACGCCGGCCGCCUGUGCCAGUUCCACGCCUGCGAGCGCGACCCCUGCGGCCACGGAGCCACGUGCAUCCCGACGUCGCGGCUGGAGGCGGUGUGCCUGUGCCCCUACGGGAGGCAGGGGCUGCUGUGUCAGGAGCCCAUCAGCGUGUCCCGCGCCAGAUUCAGUGGAAGCGAUGAGUUCGGCUACACCUCCUUUGUGGCUCACUCCUCCGUCCCCAGCCUCGGCGUCUUCUACCAGUUCACACUGAAGUUCACUCUCGCCAACAGUUCAUCUGCCGUGAGAGACAACCUGAUCCUGUUCGCUGGGCAUAAAGGACGAGGCAGCGACGGAGACGACUUCCUGGUCCUGGGGCUGAAGAACGGCAGAGUGGUGCACAGGUUCAACCUCGGCUCAGGUGUGGCCACCAUGGUCAGUGAUCCACUGGAGCCCCGGCCCGGCAUUCACACCGUCACGUUCGGACGGUCCAGGAGAAGCGGCUGGUUGAAGGUUGACGGACAACGUAACAGGACGGGUUCGUCUCCAGGACCCCUGGUGGGCCUCAAUGUUUUCAACCGGCUCUUUGUAGGUGGAUAUAAUGAGUACACCCCUGAACUGCUGCCAGCUGGCUCCAGGUUCCGUCACGGCUUUCAGGGGUGCAUUUUCGACGUGCAGUUCCGCACAAGGCGAGACGGGAAGUUCCAGCCGCUGGGCCGGCCGGACUUCGGGCGCAGCGUGGGCCAGUGUGGAGUCACGCCGUGCGCUCAUGUUCGCUGCAGCAACGGGGGGACGUGCGUGGACUCCGGCUCGUCUGUGUAUUGCCAGUGCCCAUUUGGAUGGAAAGGAGCGCUCUGCUCAGAGACCGUGUCUGUGUGCGACGCCGAGCACAGGCCUCCGCCUCGCUGCGCCCGCGGCUCCACCUGCAUCCCGCUACCGAGCGGGUAUACCUGCCAGUGUCCCCUGGGAACUGCAGGGCUCCACUGCGAGAAAGCCGUUACCAUCACUGAUCCGUUCUUCAGCGGGAACCAGUCCUCAUGGAUGUCAUUCCCACUUGUGAGGAUGAGACACAGGACUGUUGUACAGCUGCAGUUCCAGCCUUUGUCAGCAGAUGGCAUCCUUGUUUACACGGCACAGCACCUCAGUGCCAGAGCUGGAGACUUCCUCUGCCUCUCCUUGACCUCCGGGUUUGUCCAGCUGCGGUUUAACCUGGGGGAUGGUCUCCAUGUCCUGCAGUCGGCUCAGCGGGUGAACACGCGCGGCAGCACCUGGCACACGGUGAGGGCCGGGCGGGUUGGUCACCGAGGCUUCCUCAGUCUGGAUGAUGAGGAGGUCAAAGAGAACGCGACCGAGGGCAUGACCACACUCGACGCCGCUACUGAUAUUUUCGUUGGCGGCGUGUCCACUCUGAGCGCGGUGUCCACGGAUGCCACGGAGAAGGAGCCCGUGGGCUUCACCGGGGGCCUGAGGGAACUUCUAAUCAACGGCCACGAGCUGGAGUUAACGGAGGCGGGAGCAGUGGGCGGAGCCAACGUGGGGGACUGGGACGGGACAGCCUGCGGGUACAGAGUGUGCCAGAAUGGAGGUCGCUGCAGGCCGACAGGAAGUGACUCAUUCACAUGUACGUGCCCGCCGUCGUGGACCGGCUCAGUGUGCAACCAGUCCGUCGGCUGUGCGGACAACGUCUGCCCGCAUGGCUCAUUAUGCGCUCCAUCUAGUGCCGCCUCAUACCGCUGCAUGUGCCCUUUAGGGUGGGGAGGGAGGCACUGCCACGCCAAAAUAGCAACAGACACGCUCAAGUUCAUGGGGAACUCCUAUGUGAAAUAUUCCGACCCAAGAUUUAAUACAAGAAACCUAAAAUCCACAAAGAUUUCCUUCAGCUUCCGCGCCCGCUCAGACGGCGGCGUGCUGGUGUGGCUGGGAAAGGCCCAGCACGAGGACGACGACCACCUCGCUGUUGGCUUCGAGAGCAGCCACUUCAAAAUUGCAGUCAAUCUCGGCGAGAGACUUUCGCUGCCAUUAACUUACAGGAACCUCACAUUGUGCUGCGAUAUAUGGCACGACGUGUCCAUAUCGCUGAACAGCACAGUUGUUCAGGUGUGGCUGAACGGUAGGAGGAUCGUCUUCGAAGACGUGGAUCCGUUUGAGCGGUACGUGGCCUUAAACUACGGGGGUCAGCUUUAUUUUGGAGGGUUUGAAUUAUACAGAAAUGUCUCUGUUGUGACGUCGGAGUUGUUUUCAAAGGGCUUUGAAGGAGAUCUCAGAAAUGUUUAUUUGUUUGAUGAUACAAAGCCGCUGAUGUUUCUCAAGAACAGCGAGGGUUUUAAUGUUUUUGAUGGCAGUGAAUAGUAUAACUGUAACUUCCGAUGUCUAAGCAGAAAACUAAAUUUUAAACAUGAACUGUGUAACACUUAGAUUUCAAUUCGUCCAAUUCUUAAAAGGGCAGAAUUGCUAAUUGCUACUAUGUGUCUCAGGUUAGAGAAGGUGUGAAUACAUUUCAAUAAUGUCAUGUAAUAAAGGCUGAGUUCUCCUAC